Messenger RNA from Momordica charantia (bitter melon), 2155 nucleotides. RefSeq names its product plastid transcriptionally active 16 (gene PTAC16). Lineage: Eukaryota; Viridiplantae; Streptophyta; Magnoliopsida; Cucurbitales; Cucurbitaceae. The record is from RefSeq and is a predicted model, not a curated record.
UUUUGGGGGACGUGGGGACUGUUUGUGUACGACUGAAAUCCAAUUCCCAGGCAUGGAUAUCAGAGAAACCUGAAGCGGAAAGGAGGACCAGAAGCUGACCACCGUUCCUUCUCUCUGUUCUCCUUAUCCCGAUGGCGGCGAUCAUAACCUCCAACUCGUUUAUCUUAACCACCGCCCCAAACACCCGGCGAAGCUUCAAGAGCCACCGGAGGCAGUUCGCGGUCUACGCCAGGAGAAGUGGAACCUUCGGUUCGCUUCGCCUGGGGAAAUCGAGCAAUGGAUCGCCGUCGUCCGACGAUGCUCCGCCGGAAGAAUCCGGGAACUCGAAUCCAUUCCGUUUCAAUUUUGGAAAAGUGCCGGAUAUGAAGUCUCUUAUUCCGGUCGUUAGCAAUCCUUCGUCGUCUGGUCUGUCGUUUGGGAACGCGAGGCGGAAGGAUCCUAACACUGUGUUCGUCGCCGGCGCUACUGGUCAGGCCGGCAUUCGAUUGGCGCAGACGCUGUUGCGUGAAGGUUUCAGUGUCCGUGCCGGUGUGCCGGAGCUUGACGCUGCGCAAGAAUUGGCUCGCCUUGCCGCCAAGUAUAUGGUCAUAUCGAAUGAAGAAUCAAAGCGGCUCAACGCCGUCGAAUCCACCUUUCAAGACGCCGAAUCGAUCGCCAAGGCGAUCGGAAACGCCGGCAAAGUUGUUGUCACUAUUGGCGCGGCAGAAAACGGUCCGACCUCCGAAGUUACCACAUCGGACGCUCUGCAAGUAAUUCAGGCAGCGCAGCUCGCCGGAGUAAGCCACGUGGCCAUCGUCUACGACGGCAGCGCAUUGAACUCCUCCACCUACAAUGUACUCGACGGCCUUUCGUCAUUCUUCAACAAUCUUUUCUCCCGAUCUCAGCAGUUGUCCGUGUCGGAGCUGUUGCAGAAAAUCGUCGAAACCGAUGUCGGCUAUACAUUCAUCAAGACGAAUUUAGUCGAAGACUUUGCGCCUGAACGGACCUACAACGUCGUCGUCGGAGCUGAAGGAAGCGCUAGUUCAAACGACUACAAAGUGGCCAAGUCACAGAUAGCAUCGCUGGUCGCCGGCGUUUUCUCAAACACAGCGGUGGCCGAAAACAAGGUUGUGGAAGUUUAUUCUAGUCCAUCUGCACCUUCAAGUUCAGUAGAACAACUUUUCAGUGCCAUUCCUAAGGAUGGGAGAAGGGAGGCUUAUGCUGAAGCACAGGCCAAGGCAAAAGCAGAGGAAGAAGCCAUAAGAGCUGCCGAGAAAGCCCGUCAAGAGGCAGAGGCCGCAAAGAAAAAGGAAGAGCAGGUUGCUAAAAGACUCUCAGAAAAGGCAGCCAAAGCUUCUUCUCCUCCUCCUGCUGCUGCCGCCGAAGAAUCCGAUCAAAUUGCUUUCUUUAACACCUUCUUGAACAAAGCAAAGGAUUUCAGUUCAGAGCAGUCCCAAAAGCUCAAAAAGCUCACAGAAAAGGAACCUCAGGCACCCUCUAAAGCUAAAGCCGAGGAGGAGGCCGAGAGUGCAGGUAGUUUUGUCAACAACUUUUUCAGCAAAGCCAAGGACUUGGGCUCAGCGCAGCCAUGGGAGAAGCUAGCUUUUCAGCUGCAGAAACCACCAUCUGAGGAAUCAAAUGUUCAGGUAGCCACAGUGAGAGGACAGGCCAAGGCUCGAGCUCUGCCAUCAAAGAAAGCCGCCGUGAGGCAACCACAGACCAAUUCCAACUCCAAGCCUCCAUUUGCCGUGAAGGCGAAAGAAAACUCAAAGCCGAAAGGCAAAGAGGAGGGAUCAAAGGCAGAGGUGAGGAAGGUUUUUGGUGGUCUCUUUUCGCAAGAAACCUUAUAUGUUGAUGAUGAUUAGGAAGACAGAAUUAAUAUUUGUUUCAGUUUCUGGCUUUUAUGGCUGAUAGAACUCUUUGAAGUUUGAAGAGAUCAUUUUUAUUUGUGUAUUUACAUUGUAAUCUAUGUACGUAUCUGUAUUCUGUGUUUGAGGGUUGGUUUCUUGGUUUUACUUUUACAAGUUUAAGCGAAGAACAUGGGAGUUUGUUUGUUGUUGUGAUUGUGAGACAUUCAAUUGUUUUUUGCAGUUGAAGAGGAGAUUAUCCAGCUCUUUGUAAAUGGAUCUACUCAAGUUAAUUUAAUAUUGUUCAUGCUUUACGGCCUUUGAUCCAA